Molecule: messenger RNA, 1825 nt
Organism: Megalopta genalis
Lineage: Eukaryota; Metazoa; Arthropoda; Insecta; Hymenoptera; Halictidae
Source: RefSeq, a predicted model, not a curated record
UGGUUUAGUCGAGUAGAAGCAGAGACGAACGUACAAACAAGAUGCGUGCGACAGUACUGUGUGUUCUCGCCCUUGUUGGCGCCACGUGUGCUCUUCAUAUUCCUUCACGUGUCUCUCGGCAGUCGAUACUAGGUUUCCCGCUGCCAAACUUUGGUGGUGACGAUUCUUCAAGCUCGUCUUCAUCAUCCGCAGAGGACCCGUCCACCCUCGACCUCGCGAGUGAUUUGUCACAACGGCUUGUCCAGGACAUCGAGAAUGUCAUUGGAAAACUCGGAUCAGCAGGGCUGUUUCCAUUCACUCUCGGCUCGUCGCUGUUCAACACGCUUGUCGAUGAAGUAACGAAAUGGUUAAGCGGCAUUGUUCGUCCGGACAACACGCCUUUCGACGGAGACGCUGUGGUAUUGGCUGGCGAUCUGGUGCACAGCAUCGCCAAGGACGCCGAACAAAUAGUUGUGUCUAUCGGCUUCGACUUGUUCCAACCCGUCAAACUGAAGGCAGAUUUAUUGAAAAUCAUUAUCCGUGACGUCACCCAAUGGCUGAAGAAGAUCCUUCCGAACGGAGGACGGCGAUCAGAUUCGCCAUCUAGCGGGCCUAGCAGACCUACAAAUGGGCCCAGUCCGAUUAGCAGACCUAGCAGACCUAGCAGUCCUAGUAGACCUUCUUCUCCUGCUCCUCCUUCUUCUAGUAACAGGCCCUCACAACGACCUCCACACGGCUCCAGUUCACAUGUUCCUCCGUCCCAAAAGCCGACACAGCGACCUCCACAUGGCUCUAGCUCUGCCCCUCCAUCCCACAGGCCACCACAUCGUCCUCCACACGGCUCUAGCCCUGCACCUCCACCCCACAGGCCACCACAUCGUCCUCCUCACGGCUCUAGCCCUGCACCUCCACCCCACAGGCCACCACAUCGUCCUCCUCACGGCUCUAGCCCUGCACCUCCACCCCACAGGCCACCACAUCGUCCUCCUCACGGCUCUAGCCCGGCACCUCCACCCAACAGGCCACCACAUCGUCCUCCUCCAUCCAGCUCGCAAGCUCCUCCUCCAUCCAGCAAAGGACCUGGAUCUAAUAGCCAUCAUAGACCAACCUCGUCGCGUCCUAACAAACCAACCUCGAAACAUCCUAACCAGAGCACGGCGCGCCCAGGUCAUUCAACGCCGCCGGGUAGUCGACCACCGCACCGGCCCUCGGCACCUCCUUCGCAGCAGCCAUCCAGCACGACGGAAAAAGUGGUGAACUCCAGAAGCGCAAGGGCCAUCCAGAUCUCCAUAUCCGGCGAUAUCGACAUAAAGAAACUAGAGAAUGCUUUGGCCAAUGUCAACUUCAGCGAUGUCACCAUCGCGAUCCCGAGGAUACCAGACCUGACAAAAAUCAGCGAAUUGCCAGCCCUGCCCGGAUUGGCGGAUGCUACCAAGCAAGCCAGGAAGCUCCUGAUCAAAGCCCUCGACGCUGCAGCAGCCACUGUCCCGCAAGCUAUCGAAACGGCUCUUAACCUUGCUAUUAAAAGCGCGAACCCACCUAGCGCCAUCGCCGAAGUAGUGAGCAUCAUUCUCAAGACGUACCUCAGCGUGGCUCAGACGGUAAUCGCCUUGAGUCCUGCGGCUCUUGCUUUAUUGAAGGAAGCUGCGAUCAUUUCCGGAAACGCUGUCAGCACUGUUCUCAGUGUUCUGUCGACGAGCGUCGCUGCUGGAGUAGAAGCACUCCUCUAAACUGGAACUGGAAAACAUUUCUAAACUUUGUAACGAAUCAAUAUAAAAAUACAUUGGUUCGCGCUAUGUAUUGUCUACAGAAUAUAGAAGCCUUCAAAUAAAGGUGUUGGUUAAAU